UACAAAAAUACAUUGAAAUACACGCGCGCACGGACUGACUCACACACCCUCAUAUAUACAUGCACGCACUCUUCUCAAAAAGAUGAAAGGUUAAAAAGUUAACCCUAGCAGGAUUUGAACUCGGAAUGUAAGCAUAUACAUGCACACAGACAUACACACACACACGCCCACACACGCCCCCCCCACACACACACAUCUAUGUGAAUAAUAAGUUUGCAUAAUUAUAUAGUGAUAUACGUACGUAUGCAUCUCUAUACGUCGGUAUGUAGAUCCAUCGCGACGGCACACGGGGUGUUGAUGCAAUAAAUAACGCUGCUGGAUAAGAAUAGCGGAUACACACAUGUACAGAGAGAAGCAUGGAGAUCAGUUGAAAGACUUUCAACUGCCGAGUGUUCACUUAAUAUUCUCUUAAUCAUAUACAUUUGAACGAUACAUGUAGCGGCAUAAACACACAUGUAGCUGUAUGCGUGCGUAUAUACGGGACUGUUGUGUAUAGAACAUGUACGUGUCAAGAAAUCGAUAGCAAGGCAAAUUUCAUAUAUUAUAUUAAUGGAAUGGAUCGCGGAGAGAUCAGGAAGCUCGAUUGUAUCCACGUACUUUCGUUUUCAAUCAUGCAGCAUGCCACCUUGUGCCAGUGUUUCCAACUGUAACCUCGGACAGACCAAUGUCCGUUGAGCAAAUUUGAUUGCUAGAGACGGUUGAAGUUCACCAUUUAGACAACAGCGGGGCACUGUUCGUGUGUAGCCGUCAUUGCAGCAUGGAUAAAUCAAUGAAUAUACAUCUGUAAAGUGAAAGUUACUAUUUUCUAGUCAGGAAACCUAGGAAUGUAUAAAUUGUUGCGCUCAUAUUUGGAUGAAGGAUAAAGAAUAUCCGAAAUGAACUGAUAAGAAAUGCGACUGAGACUAUGAAAUUACAAAGAGUAAAAUAUAUGAGGAACAACACAACUCAAGCAACCCUUGUCCUUCUCAUAUUUAAAUAGCUGAGGAUACUCAUUUCAAUAUAAACAGUACUGAUGACAUGCUUCUGAAUCAGGAAAUUUUUAGCCUCUGCGGAUGUGUACCUACACAAAAGUUCUACCUUUGUCCAGAAUACAACAUUCCUUGAGGUUUAGCGCGGAUUAUUACAUCCCUGCAUUUUCGAUAUAAGAGAUAUUAACAUCAGAAAGAGAAUCAUUCAGGAAACUUAACUGAAAGAACGCCAUACCAACCAAAAACAUUCUUUCUUCAUUGAACUGUUGAACGCAUCACCUGGAUAUGACACAUUACUUUUCUUUAUUAAAAAUAUAUUUUAAAAAUUGAAAUAUUUAAAUUUCAAAUAAUCGAAGAUUCGAUCAAAAAAUCAAAUGGGAAUAUGCUAGUUUCCAUUUAGAAAAGUCAAUGAACAAUUUGCAUUUUAUUGAUCUUCAUGACCACACCUGAAUAUGCCAAUUCCUACACAUAUACAAAUGGUCAUACGAGCGACUUUCAAGCAUACUUGACAGAUUCACAUUUACAUUUCUAACAUUACUUCUAUCUCUGUCUUUUUCUUUUUUUCAUUUUUUUCCUUCUUGUUAUUCCACUUUCUUCAAUUUCCGUCUUUUUAUUUCUCUUCAUUUCUGAUAUAGUUAUUUUUAUUUGCAUGCCCCCGUCCCCAUACCUGACCCUCCAGAUGGUUUCUUUUCAUUUCUUCUCUUUUUAUUCUUUAAUCAAUUCUCUCCGUUUCAUUCCCUCCCAACACACACACCUCGCAACUUAGUCUGUGUUUACCCCCACCACAAUUAUUAUCUCUCACGUCUGUUUGUUUAAUGUACUUUUUCGAAAAUUGUUUAUUCACAUUUUUCUAGUAUUUCCAUCUUAACAUUCUCUUUCUCAAUAUUUCGAUUGAAUCUUUUAUGUUACUUUCGAACCAAAAAUGGAAACAACUUACCCAACUUUCAGUAAUUUCUCAAUAGAAUCUCUCGAUUCAAAUACCACCAUUGUACGGCCCAACAUCGGUGGGAAUGUGCACUUAAUAUACAACCAAAUCAUACUCCCGAUAUUAACGUAUGUCCCGCCAAUUCUGUUGACGCUCGGAAUGAUAAGUGACUCUUUAGCACUGGUGGUGCUGCGGCAGUCAAAUCUGCGCCAGUGUUCCAUAGGCUUCUAUUUACGAGUUUUCAUCGUUAUUGAUAUAUUUGUUCGAAUUUUAAAACCGGCUCUAGAAUGGAUAAUUACAUACUGCAAACUAACUCACAUUCCUCACAUUUCUGAUCCCCUAUGCCGUUUAUGGCAAUUCGGUUGGAAUGUUCUCUAUUCGUCAGCCACAUGGUUGGCAGUCUGCAUGGUUAUUGACCGUUAUAUUAUUCUUUGGCAUUCAAGAAAAGCAACUGAGCGUUGCAAUGUCUUCAUGUCAAAGGUCGCCAUCGCCAUGGUCUUCACAGGUCUUGUAGUUAUUAACAUACAUGCCAUGUGGAGUGCCUACUUCACCUCGGGAUUGUGCAAUCAAAUUAAUCCAAACAAUCCCAAGAUGCACGAAUUGGUGUGGUUUUGGGUCUCCAUGUCAGCUAAUUAUUACAUUCCGCUAAUUCUUUUACUUGUCUUUGAUAUUGCUGUAGUUCUGGGAAUAAUCAUCAAAGGAGACAGAAGCAAUUAUUUCGGUCAGCUGGCUACUGAGGAGUACGAAAUGACAUGCGUUAGUACUGUAAUUUGCAUAACAUUUUUCUUGAUUACAUCACCUGAACACAUCUGCUAUUUGUUAGAGGAGAACCUUCAGUUGAGAGGACAUGGAUUAAUUUUACUAUUCCUUACGUCAACAGCAGCCCAACUGCUCACGCUUUUCAACUCCGUCCUCGUGUUCAUUUUCUGUCUUUUGUUCUCUCCUUCCUUUAGAAGCACUCUUAUCGAAAUCUUUGUAAAUAUUUUCCGGCGAAAGCUUUCCCACUCCGAAUACGAACUGGCAACGGCUAAUAACAACAUGGAAGGCACAGCAUUGGAAAUAGAUAAUCCAACUCACAACUCCAGCAAUUAGUUUCCUGUUUGUUUCUUUGUUUCUAUUCUCCGUCGUGUUGAUUCGUCAUUCAAUUGCUUUCUAAUGUCUUCGUAGAUGAUUUAUACAUUGUUCCCAUCAAAUGAAGUCAAUGAAACGACUCACAUUUCACAUCAUAAUUCAUAUGUAAUAAGUAUAAACAAAUACACUCAUGCAAUUGCAACGUGUAUCUGUGUAAAGAUAGACAUACACAGACAUUAUAAACACACACUCGCAUAUAUAAAUAUAUAUAUAUGGAUAUAUAUAU
Octopus bimaculoides (California two-spot octopus) is the source of this 3250-nucleotide messenger RNA. RefSeq lists its product as uncharacterized. Gene Ontology annotation, cellular component: membrane. The record is from RefSeq and is a predicted model, not a curated record. Lineage: Eukaryota; Metazoa; Mollusca; Cephalopoda; Octopoda; Octopodidae.